Guyanagaster necrorhizus is the source of this 2436-nucleotide messenger RNA. RefSeq lists its product as uncharacterized. The coding region runs from base 162 to 2243 and encodes 693 amino acids. NCBI's taxonomy places the organism in Eukaryota, Fungi, Basidiomycota, Agaricomycetes, Agaricales, Physalacriaceae. Gene Ontology annotation, molecular function: protein binding; DNA-binding transcription factor activity, RNA polymerase II-specific; RNA polymerase II cis-regulatory region sequence-specific DNA binding. The transcript is spliced from 3 exons. The record is from RefSeq and is a predicted model, not a curated record. Gene Ontology annotation, biological process: regulation of transcription by RNA polymerase II.
GACGCGGAACGCCGGAACGAAAGAAACGUUUUUGCCGUUGCCGCUCAUCACGUGACUCGCGGCAAGCGCUCUCCUUUGACUGUUCUUGUAGAACGUGCUUCACGGACGGCCAUCACCGACGACGACGACGAAGAGUUCACAACGACAGGACGAGCAACGCCAUGGAAGUUGAGACACGACCAGCACCAGCAUCUGCCAGUAUCCAGGUCGCCGACAAUCCUCUCCAGCCGAAAAAGAUAUCCGCCUACUAUUCUCUUGUCUUCCCGAAUUUCACUUUCUACAUCCAGACUCUGUCAGUCACUAUCGGUCGUCGGUGUAGUCCCAACCCUAAUGCAGCGACGACAUCCUUGCCUCCUUCGAACGUUGCCCAGGUCGAUGUGGACCUUGGUGCCCUCAAGAGUGUGUCACGACUUCACGCCAGGAUAGAGUAUGACAAAGAGGAGGAUCGCUUCGUGCUCGUUGUCAUUGGACGCAAUGGUGCUUGGGUAGACGGUGUCUGGUCUGGUAGCGGAUCUAGGGCUCCUCUUGGUGAACGGUCCCAGAUCCAAAUCGCCUCUCGGACUUUUCAUUUUGUUUUGCCACCACCAGCACCACUGCCACCAGAUGAUACACCCUCACCAAGUUCACCAUCAUCAUCUGCCAAUCGUCCCCGGUCACCUUCCCUUGAUAUCACGUCGAUAUCGCCUCCUUCUUCCCAGCCAUCACACUCGCCUCCACCUCGAGAGGUUAAACUAUCACCACCACCACCAGCAGAGCAUCAACUACCCAAUUCUAAUGCUAUUACACGGUCGAUGAAGCCGGCCAAGAAACGCAAGAAAAGUGACAUUACAGAAAUACCAACAACCCUCGCCCUCAAAGAGAAACCCAGACCUGAAGAGAUACCCCCCAAACCUGCUUUUACCUAUUCGCUGUUAAUAUACCGUGCCAUUAAGGCUUUGGACGGCAAGGCAACGCUCCAAGAGAUAUGCACCUGGAUAAUGAAUGAGUUUGAUUAUUAUCGCUAUACCGAUGGUAGCGCUUGGAUGAGCUCAGUACGACACAAUCUAUCUUCGAGUCGCGCAUUCAAGAAAAUGGAAAGGUGUGGAGGGGACCGAGGAAAGGGAUUCUUUUGGUCUCUGGACGAGGAACAUCAACACAUGAUUGAAGAACAAGAAGCUAAAGCGCAGCAAGCAGCCUCCGCUGGAAUGCAGUCGAGUACGGGGAAGGGAGACAAGGAGACGAAAGCUGGGAGAAAGAAGGAGAAGGGUGCGCCGCUAUCGGAGCCUCCAUUAAAACGGAGCAUCAAGGGCGAUACGAAGGGCUCAGCUUUACCACCUCCAUUGACUUCUAUUCCACUGCCAUUACCGGGAAAGACUGUCGCCUCAGCUGUCCCGGGUACUACGGGAGUCUUUGCCUACCAUCAAGGACAUACUAUGACUUCCAUUGGGACAUCUGGCUAUUCUGGAACACCUAUGAGCGGACCAAAUCCAUACGCGGCCCUGACUCAAUCUAAUUGGAGGAUGCAUUCGCAGGUAGCCGCGAGACCUGUUGUUAAUGCGGCAGCCCCCACGACUAUCCCCACCACGACUAAUGCACCUUCGGUACCUGUUAACGCUACUGCUACUACUCCGGCGAACAAGUCAGCUCCAGAGUCUACAACACUCCCUGCUUCGACUGCGAUCGCAUCGAAAGCGGCUAAGCCACUACCUCCUGUCACCUCGAUGACGGUUCCUGCUAUACCAGAUAUUCCUGUUCCUAUCGUUAUUGGACCUAUUCCUCCUACUCACCAAGAUUAUUCGCCUUGUCACCCAAAUAAUUCAGCGAAGGAGGGAUAUAUGUUGUACCACGAAGGCAAGCUGUUGUUGGAUCCAAAGGUCUUCAGUAGCAUUACGGGAGACAUUCUAACUAGUUUGGAGCGAAUGGGGGCAGCGAAAGCUAUGGAAAUCUUGGCGGGACAUAUGAUCAGAGUAAUGAGAGAGCGGAGAGCGCGUGAGAGAAAGGCUGGGAGAGGGCGGGGAAGAGGAGGGAAAGGCGGUGGGAAGUCAAAGAAAGAAGGUGCAAAUGGCAACCCAGCUGCUCCUUUCACAACGGUCCCAUUUCCUGUUCGAGGCAGCAAUGCGGCAGCAGAAGACAAAGAAGUGCCUUCGCCACCUGUUACUGCUGCGACAACAGAACCUGGCUCACCUAUGGUCGUUGUUGACGACUCUGAAGAUGAGGGACCGGCGCCGAAAAAGCGGAGAGUGGACUUGGACACGCAUUCGUAGUCCAGAUGUUAUCAUGGUGGCCCCCACCUAGGCCUGUAGUUGCCUCUCUUGAUUUCUUGAUGAUCCGCCGCUCGUUACAUGACUGUAUAUUAGAUGUAUCAAUUAUGCAGUGUAUUGUACAUACAUAUAUAUAUAUAGACGAAUCCUUACAGGUAGGUUGCUUGUCAACCUACAAUGAUAUCCUCUUUCAGCU